This is a messenger RNA of Vicia villosa (hairy vetch), 1158 nucleotides long. RefSeq lists its product as uncharacterized. Lineage: Eukaryota; Viridiplantae; Streptophyta; Magnoliopsida; Fabales; Fabaceae. The transcript has a single exon. Bases 1 to 1158 code for a protein of 385 amino acids. The record is from RefSeq and is a predicted model, not a curated record.
AUGGAUAAAGGCGGUCUGGGCUUGAAAAAUAUUGAAGCUUUUAAUUCUGCUUUGUUGAUAAAAUGGAAGUGGAGGAUAAUCAAAGGAGAACAAGCCAAAUGGAAAGAAGUGCUAUCAGCAAGAUAUGGGAAUAUUCAGCUGUUAAUUCAGAAAGGCAAGGAGGCGAGAUGCAACAGCGCAGUUUCAACAUGGUGGAGUGACUUAACAAAGGCGGAAAAUCGACACAGUGGUAAGGAUUUUCUGAGCGGCUGCAUCUUUAAGUUGGGGAAUGGUUCUGCAGUAUCCUUUUGGAAGGCGGCCUGGUUAAAAGAAUACUCUUUGCAAUCUAUUUAUCCAAACUUGUAUGAUCUUAGCACUAAGAAAUAUAUGAGUGUUGCUGAAGCAGGGAAGGAAGUAGAAGAGCACGGGCUUUGGGGAGAUUUCGGAAUAGUGCAUCCUUUGAAUUUAUCUGAAACUGUUAGUCUGGAAGAUUUAAAGAGUUCUUUGCAGGAUGUCUCCUUAAGCAGUGAGAGGUUGGAUAGCGUCUUGUGGAGGAAUUUCCCGGCGGAAGGCUAUUCCGUUAAGGAAGGCUACGGUCUCUGCCACGUUACGCCGGAGGUAAACGAUAGAGUAGGGGAGGCAGCCCAGCUGAAGGUUUUCGAAAGAUUGUGGAGGAUUAAAAUUCCUUUUAGAACCAAAGCAUUUGGAUGGAGGUGUUUGUGGAACAGAAUUGCAACAAAAGAUAUGCUGGCAAAAAGAGGCAUAGUGAGCAUCGCGUCUGAUAUUUCCUGUUGUUUUUGUUUUCGGUAUGAGGAAUCCAUUCAGCACAUCUUACUGUCUUGUCCUUUGGCGAAAAAGAUAUGCGAAGACGUCGGAGAGUGGUUAAGAGUUACAGCGGUUACCGAACUCUCUUUAAGCCAUAGUUUUAAUUUCUGGUUUGAGUUUUUCAGCAGCAAGAAAGUGAAAGCUGGAAAGGAAGGUUUCAUGUGGUUGGUUGUUUGUUGGAAUAUUUGGAACGCUCGCAACGAGAUUAUUUUUAAGAACCAGACUGUUUCGUUGUCGGACUUACGGUGGGACAUCAAGAUCAAAGCUUGGAAAUGGCUUACGGUGGGGGAUAUUACUCAUACCAAUAGUAAUUUCUACAACUUUUGUAAAGACCCCAUUUCCUGUCUUACUUAA